This is a messenger RNA of Zonotrichia leucophrys gambelii, 2488 nucleotides long. RefSeq names its product heterogeneous nuclear ribonucleoprotein M (gene HNRNPM). The record is from RefSeq and is a predicted model, not a curated record. Gene Ontology annotation, cellular component: ribonucleoprotein complex; cytoplasm; nucleus. Bases 17 to 1873 code for a protein of 618 amino acids. Gene Ontology annotation, molecular function: mRNA binding. Lineage: Eukaryota; Metazoa; Chordata; Aves; Passeriformes; Passerellidae. The transcript is spliced from 12 exons.
GGUGGUUGAGUUCAAGAUGGAGGAGAGCAUGAAGAAGGCUGCUGAAGUUCUGAACAAGCACAGUCUUGGUGGGAGACCCCUGAAAGUGAAAGAAGACCCCGACGGGGAGCACGCCAGGAGGGCCAUGCAGAAGGUGAUGGCAGCAGGAGGGAUGGGCAUCGGGCCCGGCCCUGGUGGCCCUGGCAUGAUCAACAUCCCCCCCAGCAUCCUGAACAACCCCAACAUCCCCAACGAGAUCAUCCACGCCCUGCAGGCCGGCCGCCUCGGCAGCACCGUCUUCGUGGCCAACCUGGACUACAAGGUGGGCUGGAAGAAGCUGAAGGAGGUGUUCAGCAUGGCCGGGGUGGUGGUGCGGGCCGACAUCCUGGAGGACAAGGACGGCAAGAGCCGCGGCAUCGGCACCGUCACCUUCGAGCAGGCCAUCGAGGCCGUGCAGGCCAUCUCCAUGUUCAAUGGGCAGCUGCUCUUUGACAGACCCAUGCACGUCAAAAUGGAUGAACGAGCCUUCCCCAAGGGAGAUUUCUUCCCUCCAGAGCGACCCCAACAACUCCCUCAUGGUCUUGGUGGUAUUGGCAUGGGAUUAGGACCUGGAGGUCAACCUAUUGAUGCAAAUCAUAUAAACAAAGGCAUGGGAAUGGGCAACAUGGGACCUCGAGGAAUGGGAAUGGAAGGCAUGGGCUUUGGAAUGAAUAAAAUGGGAGGAAUGGAAGGUCCCUUUGGUGGCAUGGAGAACAUCGGCCGCUUCCCCGGCGGGAUGAACAUGGGCAGGAUGAGCGAGAUGGAUCGAGCCAUGGGAGGGGGAUUUGAGAGGGAGUUUGGAAGAAAUGAGAUGGGAAUGUCCCGGAGUUUUGGAGAGCCCCUGGAGAGGGGAAUAGGUGGUGGCAACGCCAGCAUCCCUGGCAUCGAGAGGAUGGCGCCUGGCAUCGAGCGCAUGGGCUCGGGCAUCGAGCGGCUCCCGGCGGGGAUGGGGCACGGCAUGGAGCGGGUGGGCUCGGACAUAGACAGGAUGGGGCUGGUGCUGGACCGCAUGGGCUCCAACGUGGAGCGCAUGGGCUCGGGCAUGGAGCGCAUGGCGCCGCUGGGCAUCGACCACCUGGCGCCCAACCUGGAGCGCAUGGGGCCGGGCAUGGAGCGCAUGGGGCCGGGCAUGGAGCGCAUGGGCUCCGGCAUCGGCUUCGGCAUCGAGCGCAUGGGCGCCGCCAUCGAGCGCGUGGGCGGCGCCAUGGACAGGAUGGGCUCGGGCGUGGAGCGCAUGGGGGCGGGCAUGGAUAGGAUGGGCAUCGGCCUGGAGCGCAUGGUGCCCGCCGGCAUGGGCGCGGGCAUGGGGCAGGUGAUAGAGAGGAUGCCCGCGGGGCUGGAGCGCAUCGGGGGCCCGCCCAUGGACAGGAUCGGGAUAGAGAGGAUGGGAGCCGCCCCCAUGGACAGGAUGGGGCUGGAGCGCAUCGGGGCCGCCAACAUGGAGAGGAUGGGGCCGCCCAUGGGGCAGGGCAUGGGGGCGGGCAUGGAGCGCAUGGGGCUGCCCAUGGGCGGCAACUUCGAGCGGCCCAUGGACAUGGAGCGGGGCAACUUCGCAGGGAAUUUUGCAGGGUCCCUGGGAGGAGCCGGCGGCCCUGCGCCCGGCGUGGCCCGGAAAGCCUGUCAGAUAUUUGUGAGAAAUCUGCCUUUUGAUUUUACAUGGAAAAUGCUGAAAGAUAAAUUCAAUGAAUGUGGCCACGUGCUCUAUGCUGACAUCAAGAUGGAGAACGGCAAGUCCAAGGGCUGCGGCGUGGUGCGCUUCGAGUCGCCCGAGGUGGCGGAGCGCGCGUGCCGCAUGAUGAACGGGCUGCAGCUGCGCGGCCGCGAGAUCGACGUGCGGAUCGACCGCAACGCCUAGGCACCCUGCAGGGCUGUGCUGCACCGCUGCAGGGCUGCACUGCUGCAGGGCUGUGCUGCACCACUGCAGGGCUGCAAUGCUGCAGGGCUGUGCUGCACCUCUGCAGGGCUGCACUGCUGCAGGGCUGUGCUGCACCGCUGCAAUGCUGCAGGGCUGUGCUGCACCUCUGCAGGGCUGCAAUGCUGCAGGGCUGUGCUGCAACACUGCGGGGCCGCACCGCUGCAGGGCCCGCGCCUCCGCCCUGCACCACCGCACCACUGCAGGGCUGCACCACACCUCUACAGCGCUGCCCUGCACCACUGCAGGGCUGCACCACACCUCUACAGCGCUGCCCUGCACUACUGCAGGGCUGCAACUCUGCUCUGCACCUCUGCAGGGCUGCAGCUCUGCCCCGCGCCUCCUCCUCCUCUCUGACUGGAUGUAAAGCUGUUCAGCCCGACCCGGUUGCUUUCUGGAGUAAUUUUAAGUCCUUUUUUUAACCGAGGGAGCCCCGUUUUACUGGUUUUUGCAUUGGAACUGCCAUGUGCACAAUCUUUUUUUGUAGUUGUGGAAUUUCCUUGACCUGACAGAUGUAAACAGUCUGACUUUGAUAAUAAAUGCCAGUUCAGUAUUUCA